Chara braunii is the source of this 5640-nucleotide messenger RNA. The record is from the annotation of a GenBank genome assembly. NCBI's taxonomy places the organism in Eukaryota, Viridiplantae, Streptophyta, Charophyceae, Charales, Characeae.
GCGAGUCCAAGGCAGCCAAGCCCCAACCGGGACCCAAGGCACCGCGAAUCCCGCGCAAGCGACGCACGACCAUGGCUGCCACCUCUGACAAGAGUGCACCAACCAGCCCCAAGAGGCCGGUUCCACCUCCUCUCCCAGUUCAGCAGGCCGAUGAACCGCUUCUAGCGUUCCUAGACCGUCUCCAUAAGUAUUCCGAGACGACGACCGCUGAACUACGCAAGUGGGAAGAAGAGGAAGCCGCCCGCCAGCAGGAGAUUCAACGCCAGUUGGCAGAGGCAGAGGCAGCACGUCAGCAGGCCGCAGCAGAAGCUGCAGCAGCCGCACUGUUGCAACAGCAGCAGGUCGAGGCAGAUCAGAACCAGGCUCGUUACCAAGCCAUUAUGGAUCUGACUCGCGAUGAAGCCACCUAUGGCAGGCUACUUCGCCGACAACAUUUCCACGAAACCAAAGAACGGCAAGAGCCAACCACGGAGGAAGCAGAUAAAGAAGGAAUAGCAGUUCUGAUGGAGAAUCUGCUGUACACAUGCAAUUGGCAGCAAYGCGAACUGCUCGCCACGCGGCAGGUUCUCAUCCACCAUGAAACAACACUCAAGGCAAUGGAUAACAGGAUCACGUCGCUGCAGGCCGAGAACAGGACGCUACAUGCCGCCAACAGCCAGCAGCAGACACUCAACCACCAGCUGCAGGCCGAUGUCAGCAACGGGUUGGCACAGCUGUCAGCAGCUGCGUCAACGGGCAGUGCAGCAGUCGACUGCAGCCCAGCUUUGACCGCACAGGCAAAGCAAUUGGAAGAGCGGGUCAAUCAUUUAGUCGCWUCCCUGGGCGACAUCAGCAAGUUUGCAGGAGCCUCUACAGUCAGCAAUCAGCUGCAGACGCUUAGCGACCGCGUUGACCAACGUCCGGUCGCCGUCGCCAAGGAAUGGAAGAUGCCGAACUUCAAAAUCGAGAAGUUUGAUGACUAUCACAAGACCAAUCCGCUGCAAUGGUGGAUGGCAUUCAACGCAGAGGCCGACGUGCAUCAUACUCCGCCCCUACGGCGGCUGGAUGCAUUAUACCUCCAACUUAUAGGCGGAGCGCAAGCAUUCAUGACACACAUGGCCGCGACACUUGAGUCUACCAUCGCCACUUUCCACACGAAGAUCACGUGGGAGGAGUUUGAGAAGAAAUGGAAGACCCGGUUCAUGGUGAACAAUGACAAGCGUCACGCCUUGAACAAGAUCUUCCACAUCUUCCAAGGCCAGCAACCUUCGCGGGAAUGGCCGACGGAGUGGCAAAGACUCGUCGCCACCCCGGAGUUGAACCUACAGUUCGACUCGAUCCGAGGCGAAUUCUUCGCCCGAUCCUGCGAUGCCUUGACUGCUGCUCUCGGCAGCGAAUACGAGUAUAAGAACUUUGACGACAUGAUCGCCAAUGCCAGAGAGCUUAUACAAGGUAACCGGCGUGCGGCUAAGGAGACUCGUCAGCAGCCCGGUUACGUGGAGAAAAGAAAAGGUCAACAGACGCCGCAAGUAGCAGCAGUCCAGCAAGGACAAAGUGAGGACCACGCAGCCGCUUCGACAUCAAGUGACGGAGAUUGCAUGCCUCGACAAGGACAAAGAAAAUGUCAAGCGUCCUGGCUCGGGAAACUGAGCACCGCGGGAAGUGUAGCGACAACACUUCCCAGUCCGCCGGAGUCGGCUGCCUUGCUAGCAGCCUCUCUCACAUCCGGGGACACCGCGGCAGUCGCAAGUUCUCACGUUGAGUAUGAGAACUAUGCUGUCGAGCUUGUCCCACCGUUGAACCAGCCUCUCCACGUGCAAGAUUCAAGCGUAUGCGCGGCAGUUCAACCGUGGGACAAUGAACCGGUGGCUUCGCCAGCCAUCUUAUCGGAGGAUCCGUCAACUUGGGCGAGACUUGAGGAUCUCGACCCGUUGACGGUUGAGGACUUCCAAUGGUUGCCUCUGCCCUCCACCGGUUCUUUGCCAACUCCGCAUUGCAAUGCCUUAAUGGCACAUCUACGCAAAUACUUGCACGCUGCAGUACCACCUCCGUCGACGGACGGCGGAGUAGCGGGUUUUGACCUUUGCAACUUUCUUGCGAAGAUCGACCGCGAGUACGCAACGCAACGGUACGUCGACACCGACGCACCGCUCCUCUACAUCCGCAUUCAGAUCGGGAAGGCGACCUGCAGUGCCUUGAUCGAUUGUGGACCGACUCGCAACUACAUCAGCCAAGACUUCAUGGCACGCGCCGGGCUAGGUCCGCACGUUCGAAGGAAAAGUCAGCCUACGCACGUCACGUUGGCCGAUGGUCACACGCAAAAGUCAAUCGACCGAUGCGUUGACUCGGUGCCCGUGUGCUUYGCCCCGCUAGCAAGCGAGGCCGUGUCCUUCGACAUAUUGGACACCAAGUUCGAUAUGAUCCUAGGCAUGUCGUGGCUGCAAAGCGAAGACCAUCYGGUGAACUUCCAUCGCCGCACCGUUCACGUUCGUGAUCGGCAUGGUGAACUAGUCCCGUGUACGGUGCCGCUUCCUCAUCCUUCGAUUGGUUGUCACGUGGUAUCCGCGGCGAGCAUUCGCCAAUCCAUCCGGCGAAACGACAUCGAGGAGAUGGGCAUAUGUUUUCUUCACGCCCUCCCUCCCGGUGAUCAGCCCAAGACGGAUACGUCGGACCCACGCAUCAUUGAACUGUUCGACAACUAUGGGGAUGUCUUUCAAGCUCCCGCCAGAGUCAUACCGGAUCGGCCCAUACGUCACGGGAUCACUCUCGAGGACGGCGUCGUACCUCCGCGCGGAUGUAUCUACCGCAUGAGCGAAGAGGAACUUCAAGUGCUUCGAGCACAACUAGACGACCUCUUGGCCAAGGGCUGGAUUCGCCCUAGCUGCUUGCCAUACGGUGCUCCUGUUCUCUUCGUCCGGAAGGAGAACAAGGACCUUCGGUUGUGCAUCGACUAUCGUAAGCUCAACGCACAAAUGAUCAAGAACGCCAGCCCUCUCCCUCGGAUCGAUGAUCUUCUCGAGCGACUCGGCGGCGCCAAGUAUUUCUCAAAGCUUAACCUCAAGUCCGAUUAUCACCAGAUCGAGAUUCAGCCAAGAGAUCGGUACAAAACCGUGUUCAAGACGCGGAAUGGGCACUUUGAGUGGAUCGUCAUGCCUUUCGGUCUCACCAAUGCCUCGGCUACUUUCCAAGCGGCUAUGACGACGAAAUUCCGCGACUUACUCGACCGCUCCAUACUCAUUUACCUCGAYGACAUCUUGGUUUAUAGUUGGUCGCUGGACGAGCAUCUCGAGCACCUUCGCGCCGUAUUGGAGCGGCUUCGUAUCGCCAAGUACAAGGCAAACCGCGACAAGUGCGAGUUUGCCCAGCAAGAGCUGGAGUACUUGGGCCAUUACKUCACGCCGCAAGGCAUUCGUCCGCUCGCGGACAAGUUACAAGCUAUUSAAGAUUGGUCGGACCUCAAGUGUACUACGGACGUCCGCUCCUUUCUCUUGGCAUCGUACUACAUGCGCUUUGUCAAAGGAUUUCAACGCAUCGCUGCACCAUUGUCGCGACUCCAGUCCCCGUUGGUGCCUUUCGAAUUCAACGACGAGGCCCGGCAUGCGUUUCACACACUGAAGACGGCCUUGCUUCAAGCUCYYGUCUUAAGCAUCUAUGACCCGACGUUGCCUACCAAAGUGACUACGGACGCUUCCGGUUACGGCAUUGGCGCGGUCUUGGAACGGCAUGACGGCACAGACUGGCAUCCGAUUGAGUACUUCAGCCAAAAGGUGCCGCCCAUCAACACUCUUGAUGAUGCGAGGAAGAAGGAACUCCUAACUUUUGUCAGCGUACUUAAGCGUUGGCGUCACUUUCUCCUCGGGCGUCGGCGAUUCACGUGGGCAAUGGACAACAAUCCAUUGACAUAUUACAAGACGCAAGACACGGUGAGCAGCACGAUCGGUCGGUGGAUGUACUUCAUUGACCAAUUCGACUUCACCUCCAAGCACAUUCCGGGCUCCUCGAACAAGGCGGCGGAUGCUCUCUCGCGAAGACCCGAUCUUUGCGCCAUGGUGCAUUCCACGUUCGGCCUCGAUGAGGACCUCCAACAACAUUUCGUAAAUGGCUACAAGUCAGAUCCGGGAUUCUCCACACUCUACGCGGACUUAUCAUCGGACCAACCGCCGACAAGCAACUAUCGCAUCACCGAUGGCUACUUGCUCUUACAUACGCGAGGCAAGGACUUGUUGUGUGUUCCCCAAGACCGCAUCUUGCGCACUCGCCUCCUUGGCGAAUACCAUGAUUCGCGGCUGGCAGGACACCUUGGCGUCGAACGCACACUCGCACGACUCCGCCAGCGUUUCCACUGGCCGGACAUCAUUAGCGACGUCAACCGGUACAUUCAGUCAUGUGCAGUUUGCCACCGGAACAAAGGGCGCCAUCAGCUCYCGUACGGCGAACUGAAACCAUUGUCGAUUCCUCGGGCACCGGGUCUCUCCAUUGCUAUGGAUGUGACCGGUCCUUUCCCUCGCGAUCGCCUUGGUCAUGAUGGCAUUCUCACGGUCGUUGACCGUUUGAGCAAGUACGCUCGAUUUCUUCCAUGCAAGUAUCAUGCGACGGCUCCCGAGCUCGCACAACUUUUGCAUACCAGCUGGUUUUGCGGCCACGGCGUUUCGGAAGACAUCGUCAGCGACCGCGACACUCGUUUCAUGUCGGCCUUUUGGACGGCACUCAUGGUGGAAUCCGGCACCAGCAUGAAACCGAGCUCCGCACGGCAUCCUCAAAUGGAUGGGCAAACGGAACGUGCGCAUCAGACUGCGCAGAUGAUGCUCCGCACACUCAUCCGCCCGGAUCAGAAGGACUGGGUUGACCGCCUUCCCGACAUCGAGUUCGCCUACAACACUUCGGUGCACCCGGCGAUUGGCGUGACUCCAUUCGAGUUGCACCACGGUGGACGGAAAGGACGUAUCUUCACAAGCAUUUUGCUUCCACGGGCUGCCGAUAUAGACGCCGCUUGCUCCCCUGCUUCUACACGGAAGUACAAGGAACUGCUGGCCAAAGCCCGCGCAAACAUGCAAAAGGCCCAGGUCCAUAUGCAGCAGCAAGCGAACCGGCAUCGCAUCCCAUGUCCACUUCGCGUUGGCGACCUAGUCUGGGUCGCCUCCGAGGAAUUUGCGCUUGAGCAGGACGUCUCGCGCAAGUUCCUCCCGAAGUGGUUUGGACCAUGGAUGGUCACUUCAGCAGCUAGCGACGACCCCGCGGGUCCAUCAUUCAUCGUUGAGAUUUCCCCGCAUUUGACGGUCCACCCAAUCUUUCACGCCUCAAAGCUGGCAGUUUACACUCCAGCCUCCGCAGCGGACUUCCCGGGUAGACGGUCACAGGACCCUCCUUCAAUGGAUGGUCAUCAGGAGGUCGACCACGUUCUCACGCAUCGCAAGCAUGGCAACAAGCCGAUGCAGUACAAAGUUACAUUCAAGCAAUGCAAUCGGAACGACACACGCUGGAUCUCAAGAGCUGAUCUGAAGGCGACAACACCCCUCAUGUUCGCGCAUUACGAAAAACAGCGACUUGCUAAGGAAGCUGCCCAACCUGCCCGCCCUGUACGGACAUCGGACAGACAGCUUCGCCCUCGCAGUUAGCUCGGUCUUUCAAGGGGGGGAGUGUGUGGCAUACUAAGCCACACGG